AUGGCGAUAUCGAGCGCCUUCCCAGCGCCGACGCUCCCAGUGGCCGUCAUCGGGCUGCUCCUCGUCCUCCUCUCACCCAAAAUCAUAGGCUGGACGGGGACGAACAGAUCAAGCCUCCUGCGAGCCCUCAAGCUCUCCAAGCGAACAACCACUGAGAUCGUCUCCCUACGCAUCUACCCGAUCAAGUCCUGCCGCGGUCUGCAGCUUUCCAAGACCAAUAUCCGCCUACACGGCCUCGACCUCGACCGACAAUGGAUGUUCGUCGACGCAAAAACCCACGAGUUCCUCACCAUCCGCCAGCUUCCGCAGAUGACGCUCAUCAACACCGCCCUCAGCGACAACGACAACGCCGGUGACGCCGGAAGCAGCACUCUCAUCCUCAGCAUCACGGGGGCCCCCGCCCACGACACCGUCCGCAUCCCCGCCCGCCCAGACCAGGCCUGGCUCGCCGCGCACACCAUGCUCUCGCAGGUGAAGAUCUGGGACACGCAGACAGACGGCUACAUCUACGGCGCGGCCGUCAACGCGCCCUUUAGCAAGUUCCUGGGCCGCGCCGUCUGUCUCGUGUACAAGGGCCCCACGCCGCGCAUCCUCCAGGGCAACGGCGACCCGCGCCUGCUGGGCCGCGAGCAGAGCACGUUCUUCCCGGACGUGCAUCCCGUGCUGAUUGCGUCGGAGGCGUCGCUGGCGGAGCUGAAUGCGCGGCUGUGCGGUAAUGGCGCCGCGCCGAUUACCAUCGAGCGGUUCCGGCCGAACAUCAUUGUGCGCGGCGGGGCGGCGUGGUCGGAGGAUUCGUGGAAGGUGGUGCGGAUUGCGUCGGGAGAGGCGGAGGGGAGUGCGCCGGGGGCGUUGGAGCUGGAUGUUGUGGCGCGGUGUGCGCGCUGCCAGGUUCCGAAUGUGGACCCCGAUACGGCCGUGAAGGAUCGGCGGGAGCCGUGGGAUACGCUGAUGGCGUAUCGGAGGGUGGAUGAGGGGAUGAAGUAUAAGCCGUGCUUUGGGAUGUUGAGCGCGCCGCGGAGGGAGGGGGUGGUGGCGGUGGGGAUGAAGUUGGAGGUGGUGGAGGAGACGACGCAGCAUCGGUAUAUCAAGGGAUUUUGA
This is a messenger RNA of Aspergillus clavatus NRRL 1, 1098 nucleotides long. Its product is annotated as MOSC domain-containing protein. The coding region runs from base 1 to 1098 and encodes 365 amino acids. Lineage: Eukaryota; Fungi; Ascomycota; Eurotiomycetes; Eurotiales; Aspergillaceae. The transcript has a single exon. Gene Ontology annotation, molecular function: catalytic activity; pyridoxal phosphate binding; molybdenum ion binding. The record is from RefSeq and is a predicted model, not a curated record.